Messenger RNA from Sphaerodactylus townsendi, 1222 nucleotides. Its product is annotated as gastrula zinc finger protein XlCGF17.1-like. Lineage: Eukaryota; Metazoa; Chordata; Lepidosauria; Squamata; Sphaerodactylidae. The annotation marks the transcript as partial. The record is from RefSeq and is a predicted model, not a curated record. The transcript has a single exon.
GGGGAGAAACCUUUUGAAUGCUCAGAAUGUGGAAGGAGUUUCAGUCAGAGUGGCAGUCUUCAAAUACAUCAAAGAGCCCACACAGGAGAGAAACCUUUUGAAUGCUCAGACUGUGGAAAAAGAUUCAGUUGCAGUGGCAGUCUUCAAAGCCAUCAAAGAACCCACACAAGGGAGAAACCUUUUGAAUGUUCAGAAUGUUGAAAGAGAUUCAGGCGCAGAGGCAGUCUUCAAAGCCAUCAAAGAACCCACACAGGGGAGAAGCCUUUUGAAUGCCUUGCAUGUGGAAAAAGAUUCAGUCACAGUAUCAGUCUCCAAAAGCAUCAAAGGAUAGCAAUCUUUUGAAUGCUCAGAAUGUGGAAAGAAAUUCAUUUAAAUUUCUCAUCUUAAAAGGCAUUAAAGAAAACACAUUGGGUAGAAACCACUUGAAUGCCUGGAAUUUGGAAAGACAUUCCAUCACAGUGGCCAUCUUGAACUGCAUCAGAGAAACCAUACAUAGUGUAAACCUUUUGAAUGUUCCGACUGUAGAAAGAGAUUCGGUCCGAGUUGUGCUAUUCAACAGAAUCAAAUAACUCAACAGAGACCUUUUAAAUACUCCACAUGUAGGCUGAGGGUUGUAGUAGCAGGAGCAUACCAGACAUCACACACACAAAAGUUAUAGGUUCCCUACCCCCUAACAUACUCAGCCCUGACCAAUGGUGGUGGGAGGUUGGCUUUUGGGGUGGUUACCUAGUGACCACAGGCUGUCUAAUGCUGUAUCAGUGAAAGUAAGGAAGAAAUGUCAGGAUCCUGCCAAAAGUGAAGUGUGACCUAUGCUGGUCUGGAAUGUGCUAAUCAGCAGGAAACUCUAAAGCUCACUGUAUGUCAAAAGUCCAGGUGCUGGAUGAGAUCAUCCAGAAGGUGAUUGCAUGGGCAGACCCAUCAAAACUACAUAGAACAACAAUGGAACAGUGACUCUAUCUAUCUACCUUCUCUCUUCUUUUUGCCUUGGUGCUUUGCAUGUUCUACUUUGUGAAACAUAUCUACUUACUAUGUAAUAGAAUUAAUGCAAGCUAUAAAUAUAAGAGAUAAAGGGAAGUCCCACAUAGAUAGACUGGGUGGGCAAGGGGUUCUAUUUUAAUAUCUUAUUUAGGGUUAAGCAGGGGCAUAUCUGCCAUGGGGACAUGGUGAGUCAAAUGUCCCUGGACGCCCCCCAUUUGGUCACGUGGGGGGGGAUUCAGGUUCG